AUGGAUCUGGGGCUGGAAGUUAGGCGCGAGUGGAUCUUCGGCAACUCACUAACCUCCCUCUCGGCGGCGGAUCUGGUGUCUGACGCCAGUGCAGGAGGUCCCUCGCUUGGCGCAGUAGACGACAUCACCCUCAGCGACGGUGCAGCCGCAGUCGUACUUGAAGAAAAGGGACUUGAAACUGGUGGAUUUGAAGGUUUUCGUAGAGUUGAGCACUUAGAAAGCGCGGGAGUAGAAGUAGAUAGAAAAAUGCAGUCUCCUGGACUACUGACCGGUAGUGGUGGUGGUAACAAGCGUUGUGGUGGUAAGUUCCGGGGGGUUGUGGUGAUCACAUCGCAGCAAAAAGACCCUCCCUCAACACGGACCAAUAGAGCCGUUGAACCGGAGAAUCAGUUGGUGAUUCGAUCUACAUCACACUCGAAUCAUCCUUCCAACGGACUGGCGGCUAUGCGAAUCAGAAAGCCUGAGAUCACCCCCAUCCGGGAUCAGCCUGGGAAGGCAUCUUUCCCAAGAUAG
Molecule: messenger RNA, 513 nt
Organism: Aspergillus vadensis CBS 113365
Lineage: Eukaryota; Fungi; Ascomycota; Eurotiomycetes; Eurotiales; Aspergillaceae
Exons: 7
Coding region: 1-513 (170 amino acids)
Source: RefSeq, a predicted model, not a curated record